GUAACUCUAUCAUCCAAAGUAACUCUCUUUGUCUCUCUGUCUCUCUCCCUCUACUCUCUUCUUCUUUCUUCUGAAACCCCUUUUCCUGAUAACCUCACCGGCAGUAACACCAUCCCCACACAUCAUGAGCCGCUAUGACAGCCGCUCCGGUGACCCCUCCUCCUACCGUGACCGCAGAAGUGAUUCGGGUUUUGGUGCAUACACGGGCUAUGGUGGCUCAGUUCGGUCCUCAUCGAGCAGAAAUAGUUAUGAAGUUGUAGAGUCACCAAGGAAGUUGGAUUUGGAUGGGUUGACUCCUUUUGAGAAGAACUUCUAUGUUGAGUCACCAGCGGUGGCAGAAAUGUCAGAUAGGGAGGUUGAGGAUUAUCGGCUGCAAAGGGAAAUUACUGUUGAGGGCCUUGAUGUUCCAAAGCCUGUCAAGAGUUUUCGUGAUGUUGGGUUUCCAGAUUAUGUUAUUCAAGAGAUUACAAAAGCUGGCUUUGUCGAACCUACCCCUAUUCAAGCUCAAGGAUGGCCAAUGGCUCUAAGGGGCCGUGAUCUAAUUGGUAUUGCUGAAACAGGGUCAGGGAAGACACUUGCCUACCUGUUGCCUGCCAUUGUCCAUGUUAAUGCCCAGCCUAUUCUUUCUCCUGGAGAUGGCCCAAUUGUUUUGGUAUUAGCUCCAACCCGUGAACUUGCUGUUCAAAUACAAAAUGAAUGUACUAAAUUUGGUGCAUCAUCAAAAAUUAAAAAUACAUGCAUAUAUGGUGGGGUUCCAAAGGGACCUCAAGUUCGUGAUCUUCAGAAAGGCGUUGAAAUUGUAAUUGCGACACCUGGGAGGUUGAUUGAUAUGUUGGAUUCGCAUCAUACAAACUUGCGAAGGGUUACAUAUCUUGUGUUGGAUGAGGCAGAUCGGAUGUUAGAUAUGGGUUUUGAGCCUCAGAUUCGAAAGCUUGUUUCUCAGAUUCGCCCAGAUCGUCAAACUUUGUACUGGAGUGCUACCUGGCCUAAAGAGGUUGAACAACUUGCUAGGCAGUUUCUUUACAACCCGUACAAAGUGAUAAUAGGAUCUCAAGAUUUGAAAGCUAACCAUGCUAUACGCCAGCACGUUGACAUUGUUUCUGAAAACCAGAAAUAUAACAAAUUGGUUAAAUUGCUGGAGGAUAUCAUGGAUGGCAGCCGAAUAUUGAUCUUCAUGGAUACCAAGAAAGGAUGUGAUCAGAUUACCCGGCAGCUUCGCAUGGAUGGCUGGCCAGCUCUUUCAAUUCAUGGAGAUAAAAGUCAAGCAGAGAGGGAUUGGGUCCUCUCAGAGUUUAAAGCUGGCAAGAGUCCUAUAAUGACUGCUACGGAUGUUGCAGCUCGUGGUUUAGAUGUGAAGGACGUGAAAUAUGUGAUAAAUUAUGACUUCCCUGGAUCCCUUGAGGACUAUGUUCACCGUAUUGGUCGAACAGGAAGGGCUGGGGCAAAAGGAACUGCAUACACUUUCUUCACCGCUGCAAAUGCUAGAUUUGCAAAGGAACUCAUCAGCAUACUUGAGGAAGCUGGACAGAAGGUCAGUCCUGAUUUGGCUGCAAUGGGGCGUGGUGCUCCUCCUCCCCCGUCAGGUCAUGGGGGUUUUCGAGAUCGUGGGAGGGGUCAUGGUAGUGGUCGCUCAUGGAACUAACUAUUGAAGGUAAACCAGUUCUCACGUUGUAUUUUGGAGGGAAACAUUUAACAUGUAUGAUUAGACGAUAGGAGUUUAAAUGUCUUUUUUCAUUUAUGUUGAAUUUUUGUUCAAUUACGUAGAGGACUAACUGUAGUUAGUGUUGGACUAUGUAAGAUAAAACAUUUGUUUAUAUCAUUAAAGGUUUUGAGGAAGAAGAUAAACAAUUGUAUUUUCA
Quercus lobata is the source of this 1859-nucleotide messenger RNA. It is a transcript of the gene RH20, whose product is annotated as DEA(D/H)-box RNA helicase family protein. Bases 125 to 1642 code for a protein of 505 amino acids. Gene Ontology annotation, molecular function: RNA helicase activity; nucleic acid binding; ATP binding. NCBI's taxonomy places the organism in Eukaryota, Viridiplantae, Streptophyta, Magnoliopsida, Fagales, Fagaceae. The transcript is spliced from 10 exons. The record is from RefSeq and is a predicted model, not a curated record.